Molecule: messenger RNA, 609 nt
Organism: Cylicostephanus goldi
Lineage: Eukaryota; Metazoa; Nematoda; Chromadorea; Rhabditida; Strongylidae
Source: the annotation of a GenBank genome assembly
AUGCUUAUUGUUCAGGAAUCAUCUCCUCCUUCUUCUGCGAGUAUGCCGCCACCGGCAUUCCUGCCUUCCUUUGGUAAAGCAACUUCGAAAGGUCUUGGUGUAGCUGCGAACAUUAUGAGCAAAUUUGGGUAUAAGCAGGGUGCCGGAUUAGGUCGAGACGAACAGGGAAUGAGUACAGCACUGACGGUAGAGAAACUUGGAAAGAAUGCGGGACUGAUUAUUAAUGAAAGCCAAAGUAAUCCAAGCAAUCCGCCUCAUGUGACGGCACCUCCUAUGGGUGUGGGUCCCGUGAAUAUGGCUGAAGCAAUCAAGCGAUCAACAAAAGUGCUUAUGUUGACGAAUAUGGUUGGUCCCGAUGAAGUGGACGACGAGCUCGAGCCCGAAAUCCGUGACGAAAUGGCAAAAUAUGGACAAGUAGCUUCUGUUGUCAUUCAUAAGUUAAACAAUGUAAGCGAUGAACUGGCAGUACGGAUUUUUGUGGAAUUCACGAAUGUCGCGCAAGCAAUCAAAGCGUUUGUUGUCAUGAAUGGACGGUUCUUCGGAGGACGAUCUGUAGCUGCGGCAUUCUACAAUGUGGAUGAUUUCAAUAAUAAGGACUACGGAAAGUAG